AUUCCCCCAUUUUUUCUUUCCUCCUAAAACAAAUAAACAUGGGUUUCCCAGUUGGUUACACAGAAGUCUUCAUACCAACUCUCUUCAUUCACACUCUCACCUUCUUCACCAUCCUCCGCAAAAUCAUCUUCACUUUCUUCCACUACUUCGGCAUGUCAGAAUUCCUCGAACCAGGUCCCACAACCCUCGACCCAAACCCGACCCGAAUACCCAUCAACCCAACCUCACCACCACUAUCCGCAAUCGUGACCCGAGAACUCCUCCCUAUUGUUCGGGUCUCCAAAGAACAAGAGGAGAGAGAAAAUUGCGCAGUUUGUUUGUAUGAAUUUUGUAGUGGUGAAGAAAUAAGAUGGUUAGGUAAUUGUAAACACAUUUUUCAUAAAGAUUGUUUGGACCGUUGGAUGGACCUUGAUCAUCGUACUUGUCCUCUUUGUCGUACACCGUUCCUUCUUCAUGAUUUGCUUGAUGAAUUUAAUCAACGGUUGUUAGCUGCUGAUUCUUGCGAUCUUCUUCAGUAUGUUGAUCAUUUUAACUACACUGGAUUUUCUUCUAUCUAAUAUUUUUGUUUUUUUAAUUAGGAAAGAUUAUUUUUUUUUUUUUUUUACUAUUUAUAGUUUUAUUAGAUUUUUCUGGGUGUAUAUGAUUAUGAGCGAGGUUUGUACAUCACUAAUGAUAAUUUAGGAGGUUUUGAGAUUAAUAAAAUUGAACAAAUAUAGUUACUAUAUAUAUAUAUACUUUUUUAUAUGAUAA
Beta vulgaris subsp. vulgaris (sugar beet) is the source of this 750-nucleotide messenger RNA. Its product is annotated as brassinosteroid-responsive RING protein 1-like. The record is from RefSeq and is a predicted model, not a curated record. Bases 39 to 557 code for a protein of 172 amino acids. NCBI's taxonomy places the organism in Eukaryota, Viridiplantae, Streptophyta, Magnoliopsida, Caryophyllales, Amaranthaceae. The transcript has a single exon.